Symbiodinium sp. CCMP2456 is the source of this 3333-nucleotide messenger RNA. The record is from the annotation of a GenBank genome assembly. Lineage: Eukaryota; Dinophyceae; Suessiales; Symbiodiniaceae.
AUGCCUCGCUUCAAGACAAGUGAUGUCGUUGACUCCGAGACACAGCGAUGCACCUUUGCAGAGCUGUCCUUGUCAGCACCCUUGCUGCGAAGCCUGCAAGAGAUGGGCUGUGAACAUCCCUCACCUGUGCAACUACGAACCAUUCCGGAGGCGCUUGGUGGAGGAGAUGUCAUCGUGCAGGCCAAGUCUGGAACAGGCAAGACAAUUGCCUUCUGCUCUGUGGUGCUGGAAGGUGUGAACACAUCCAGCUCGGGAACAUCACAGGCCAUCAUCCUGGCGCCAACACGCGAGAUUGCCAUGCAGAUCUCCGACGAGCUGCGAAGACUUGGCUGGUACAUCGUGCCAGUCCUGGAUGUUGCCUGCUUCAUUGGUGGCGUCCCUGUAGAAGAAGACGAGGAGAGGCUUCAGUCCAAGGGAGCACCGCACGUCGCAGUCGGAACGCCUGGUCGCAUGUUCAAGCUCUUGCGCGAUGGCCUUCUCCUCACAGAUGCGCGGUUCCUCGUCCUCGAUGAAGCAGACAAGCUGCUGGACGAAAAUUUCCGCAUUGAGCCAGUUCUUAACGGGGCCCGGGGCGGCCUCGAAGCCUCUGCGGCCAUGGCCCCCAAAAAGGCCAAAGCGGAGGCAAAGCAGCCGAAAGCCAAGGCCAAGGGCGCUGCAGCCCCUCAGGCCGAGGAGCCUCCAAAAGAAGAGAAAGAAAUGAAGGAGGAAGAAGCAUUGAAAGAGGAGGUCAAGGAAGAAAAACCUCAGGAGGAGGCACAGCCCAAGCAAGAAAGCGAAGCGGAGGGUCCGAAACAGGACGCCGCAGAAGAGGCACUGCAGGAGGACGCCCAAAUGGAAGACAAGGAUAAAGAGCGUGAAGAAGAUGCGCCCAAAGACAGCAGAGCAAAGGUGAAUGCAGGUACGGUGGCUCUCAACCUUGAUGAUUCGACGCUGAAUGCGAUGCCUGUCUGCGGCGGCAAAGUGCUCAUGGCGCUCACCGAAGGGGGGAUGCAGUACCUACUUGCCUCCGCACGUUGCAGUGCCGGCAUUAAGGCCGGUCGCUACAUGUACGAGGUCAGGAUCUUGGAGUCGCUGAACCCAUGCGAGACAGCGGGGCACGGCCGAGUCCCGAACCCGCGCCAGCUGGUCCGAGUGGGCUUCUCCUUGAAAGGAGGCUCCUUGUUCCUCGGCGAUGGGGAAAACAACUGCUCCUUCGACUCCGAAGGCUUUUUUGUGGACGACAAAGCCAGGAGAAGAGCUUCCUACAAGUUCGUCAGAGAUCAAACUGUGGCCGUCCUCCUGAAUCUAGACCCCUCUAUGGCGAAUGCCAACACAGUGAGUCUCUUCAUCGAUGGCCAGCGCGCGUCUGAUCCACAGCCGCUGCCGGAAGCUCUUAUCGGCAAGCCCCUGUACCCGACGGUGACUUACAAGAAUGUGUCCUUGGAGGUGAAUUUUGGGCCAGCUCCGCGCACAUCCCUGCCGUUCACCUGCACCAUGCUCGCCCACGCUGCAGCGGAAGAUCUUGAGAUCCCAUCUGUAGCGAAGAGGAAGGACGGCAAGGGUGAGCUAGUGAUGCCAGUGGGACUGCCCGACACCGGCUAUUUUGACUGGGUUGACAAGUUUCUCGUCGACAACCCCGACUUCGUGGAGCUCAGCGACCGGAAGAUGUUGGACUGGGCUUGGAAGAGCGGAAUCUGGAAGGCUGGGAAAUACUACAGUGGAUCUGGCGACAAGCCAGAGGCAAGCACUGGUGUGCCAGCAAUUGACGAUUGGAGCGUCGGCCGAAUCAUUUCAGCAGUAGCACCCACCUUCCCGCGGAAGUACAUCAUCCCAGAGAUGAAGGCUAACCUUGUGAAGUCUGAGCGUGACGAGGGCCUUAUGCGAUUCACGUCCGCAGACUUUCACCGCAAGGCUGUCGUCAUCAUGGGGGAGCCUGAUCAGCAGUACAAGGAGUGGAUCCAGAAGCUAGUGCUGGAGGAGAAGCAGGCUCAGGCAGAGGCAGAGAAAAAGAAAAAACAAGCGGAGGCUGAGCGCCAACGGCAACAAAAGCGGCAGCAGGAGGAAAGAAAGCGGAAAGCCGAGGCGGCCCGAAAGAACUACGAGGCCGCCAAGCGUCGGAGGCUCGGGGAGGAAGUCGAGGAGACCGAAGAACCGGAAGAGGCUCCGGCUGAAGAGCCGGAGGACGAGGCUCCGGAAGAAGAGCCGGAUGUCCCAGUCGAGCUAACAGAGGAGGAGAAGGCGUUGAAGUGCCGGAAGCCCCCAAUGCCGGACAUGACAGAAAAGGAACUUGCCAGAUCGUAUGCAAGCUUUGCUCUACCUCUCAAGUCGGAGGGCUUUGAUGAGGUGGCCUAUGCCUGGGGGAAUGAGUCCAGCUGUUCCGAGUUGCUAAAGGCAUGGAUAAUGGAGAAAAAGCAAACGCAGCGUGCUGAAGACUUAGCUCCAGGAGCUGACUUCAGGCAGGCGUGGUCUGCAUGGCAGAAGGCACAGCAGGACUGGAGGAAGGCUCAAACAGAUUUUAAGGAUCCCGCGAAGAGGCGGGCCUUCAAGGAGCAGCGACUGGAGGAAGCCAAAAAGAAGAUCCAAGAGGAGAAGCAGACCCUUAUUGAUGCUGGUGACGAAGAAGGGGCGCGAGCCCUUGAAGAGAAGGUCGAGGCCGAACAGAACGAAGAGAUGGACACAGAGAAUCUUGAUGUCCUCGCAGUGGAGGACAUCAACGACAUUGGGAAUGGAGAGCCGCUCUUUGGGCAGUUCCAGUACGAAGACUGGAUCUUGCUCAGUACGAGAUAUGAGCUGCACUUGUUAGCCCAUUCCUUCAAGAAGGACCUGAAUGAUCCUGAUAGGCCAAGCUUCGAUUUGAAGCACCUGAGCUUCUACUACCAGAAGUACUACAGAAAAGCGUGGAACUUCUCCCAGUUUGGUGUCAAAGAAUUUGAGGAGCUCGUCGAGUUGCUGAAGGACUCCGUGAGCGUUGAUGCCAAUGGCCAUCUGAAGGCAGACGAGCCUGAGGAUACUCCCCUAGAGCGCUUCGUAAAGCUGACGGAGGACAAUCGAAGGGAACGCCAAAGGAGAAUAGACGCUGGCGAUGAGACAGCUCGUCUGAAGUUCUCCAGACCCCAAGCGCAACGAGGCAAUGAUCGAAGCGAGGGUAAGGGAGGAUAUGGCAAAGGUGGCAAGGGAUCCUAUGGGGGUGGCGGCGGCGGAUCUGGCUAUGGUGGUCAGAAGAGGCCAUACACGCCGCCUCCCCCUGCGCCUUACAAGCAGACAAGAACUACAUACGGCAGCGGGGGAGGUUCGUAUGGAGGUGGAGGCGGGGGUGGCUAUGCUGGCGGAGCAAGAGGCACCUACGGCCGAUGA